AUGGUAGCCGCCGCAUCAGCCAACGUCGCGAACCUGACAUCAACGUCGGUGUUUUCGAAUCGGCCACUCUCUUUCUUCAUGUUAAGCGGAAUCAGAAACUCCUUCGCGUUACCUAUGAGGACAUGUCUGAAGCCAAUCACACCUCUCCGAAUCGCGUCUUGGCCACCACACGGUCGUUCUGUUAGAGCCAUGUCUACUUCGUCUUCUUCUCCAUCAUCUUCCUCCGGAUCGACACUGGAGGAGAGCGUUAAAACGACGGUGGCGGAAAAUCCUGUCGUCGUCUACUCCAAAUCCUGGUGCUCAUACUCGUCUCAAGUGAAGACGUUGUUCGGGAAGCUUCAAGUUAAGCCGCUGGUUAUUGAAUUGGAUGAGCUUGGCUCGGAGGGGUCGCAGCUGCAGAAUGUGUUGGAGAAACUUACUGGACAAUACACUGUUCCCAAUGUUUUCAUCGGAGGAAAGCACAUUGGUGGCUGCUCAGAUACAUUGCAGCUGUAUAAUAAAGGAGAGCUGGAGCCAUUGAUAUCUGAAGCAACUGGAAAAACCGGUCAGGCCUAA
Messenger RNA from Microthlaspi erraticum, 555 nucleotides. The record is from the annotation of a GenBank genome assembly. Lineage: Eukaryota; Viridiplantae; Streptophyta; Magnoliopsida; Brassicales; Brassicaceae.